Molecule: messenger RNA, 393 nt
Organism: Apodemus sylvaticus (European woodmouse)
Lineage: Eukaryota; Metazoa; Chordata; Mammalia; Rodentia; Muridae
Product: epididymal protein 13-like
Exons: 7
Coding region: 1-393 (130 amino acids)
Source: RefSeq, a predicted model, not a curated record
AUGGAUCACAGACGUACACCACCUGAAUUUGAUUCCGUCGUGUAUGUGCGCGAAUGCAGGUGUGCACGGCGCUGUGCACCCGUGGAGACCAGAGGUUUCAGACAAAACAUCAUAUCCUCCUCCACGACGCCUCCCCUGGUAACCAGUGCAGGUCUGCUGAGCCUCCAAGUACUGAAUGAAGAAACAAGUAACUGCAAAGAAGAAGUGAAGCCUCCUCCAGCCACCACCACAGCCAGGGGACUUGUGAGGAGCAGCGGAUGGAACUUUCUGAGGUGUGCCUACAUGGUGAUAACGUUCUUCUUUGUGUCCUACAAUAAAGGAGACUGGUGUUACUGCCACUAUUGUAACCCGGACCUGGAUUUGAGAGAUGACCCCUGCUGUUCCUUCCAGUGA